AUGGCGGCGCAAAUGGCGGAUCCACGGGAACCUCAACGCCCUCAGUACCCCCCUCCCGAUGAUCCAGUCCAGGGUGGUUACUAUGCACAAUCUCCUCAGCGUCCUGCCGCGAGAGAUGACCGGAGCCCAUAUCCUCCCCCAGAACCUGCGAGGCAGCAGUAUCCGGACCCAAGGGCACCUCAUCCAUAUCCUCCUCCCCAGGCAUGGCCAGGUCAGCAUGGGGCUUAUCCUCACUAUCCAUUGAAAAAAAAGGAUCCUGCGCAUCCAGCAUAUGCAUAUCCUCCGAGGCCUGAUUUGGGACAACCCCCACCACCCAUGCAACCGGAUGCGUACCGCCUGCCACCAGUGUAUGCGCAUCCCCACGCAGGCUACUACGCUUCGCCCUAUCCUCCGCCUGCCCCUGCUGCUGCACCGCGACAACGUACGGCCAUAGCCUGCAAGUAUUGCCGAAAGAGAAAGAUCCGAUGCUCAGGAUAUGACAGUUCCCCCGAUGGGCGUUGCCAGAAUUGCGUUCGCUUCAACCAGCAGUGCUUGUUCCACCCCGUGUCAUCUCAAGCUGCUUUUGUUCCGGCGAAUGCAGUCUAUGGACCCAAUGCUGCACGGGCUCCCAUUGCUGGUCAGCCUGACGCUCGAGCUGGCCAAAAUGGACACCAUUAUGCCCGGGAGGGUGAUGCGCCGCCAAUGCUCUAUGGUGCCCACGGUCAACCUCUAGGACCCGCAGGACCUCAUGGCCAACCCCAGUACAGCUAUCCCCCGCCGCCGCCCCAUGGUUAUCCCCCCGCGCCUUAUCCCUACCCGUACCCUCCUCCUGGACAACCUUAUGACGCACAUGGGCAGGCUCAAGCUGCCCAGCAUGAUGAUCGUGUCAGUCUUAAACGUCCCCCUCCUGAUGAUGACCCCCACAAUGAGAGUUCUCAUGCGUCCCAGUCUCCCCAUCCCAGCUCUCGUGCGCGCAACAGCACAUAUGAGUCACGCCAAAACAGCAGUGGCAGCUAUGAUUAUGCGGAUCAUACCAGCGGUGCGCCCACCUCGCCCGCUACGUCGACCAUGAGCUAUCAAUCCUUUCCUCAGCAGCAGCAGGCUCGCUAUCCCAACGGCACUCAGUCUCAGAAGGGCAACGUGUCUCCGUCGGGUCUGACACCGCAGUCGGCGCAGAGCUAUAACUCUCCCCAUCAGGCGGCGGCUUAUGAUGACGGCAGGACUCCGCCACCAAAUCAACCUGGCUCGGCAGGCUCCUCUGCGAACGGCAGAAGUGGCAUGAAGGUGCAUGACAUGAUUGAGCAUACGCGGACUUCAGCUCCGGACCUACGCGGCAAGAACGACAACGACAUGUUGAGCAAGCUCGAUGGCAAGAAAUAG
Fonsecaea multimorphosa CBS 102226 is the source of this 1359-nucleotide messenger RNA. RefSeq lists its product as uncharacterized. The transcript has 3 exons. The record is from RefSeq and is a predicted model, not a curated record. Gene Ontology annotation, biological process: positive regulation of transcription from RNA polymerase II promoter by galactose. Bases 1 to 1359 code for a protein of 452 amino acids. Gene Ontology annotation, molecular function: RNA polymerase II cis-regulatory region sequence-specific DNA binding; DNA-binding transcription factor activity, RNA polymerase II-specific; zinc ion binding. Gene Ontology annotation, cellular component: nucleus. Lineage: Eukaryota; Fungi; Ascomycota; Eurotiomycetes; Chaetothyriales; Herpotrichiellaceae.